AGCAGGAACGCGCCGAUGACGCAAUGGACGCUUAUCGUUGUAGACACCUGUUACAGGCAGCAGACUAGGGAGCGACCCGUACAAAGAAGAAUAGAUGGACGGACGCACGCAGAUGAUGCCUUGGAUCUAGACAAACUGAUGAAUGAUAUGAAUAACACGCUGGAAGACUUACAAACUUCUGCGAGCCAGGGACAAAAAGCAGCUAUUUUUUCAAGUGGUAGGAGUAAUGUAAAAGGUUUUCCCAGUACACCUUUGAUAACUUUGCGUUCUCCUUUAUUGCCACCAAGUGCUCUGGAAAAGAAGACUGUUCUUUUAAAGGGAGACAGGAAAAAUGAGGAUCCUGAAGAAACACUGGCAAGCUCAAUUCCAAAUCCUUUUCCAGAAUUGCUUACCUCACCUGUUUCAUCUGUAGUUUGUCAAUGUUUGGUGCCUUGGACUGAAACGAGUAAAAUUCAGGUAAUUAAAGUAUAUAAUGAGAAUGAAACAAGCCGAGCACUUGAAGUACCGAGUGACAUUACAGCUCGAGAUGUAUGCCAGUUGUUCAUACUGAAGAAUCACUGCAUUGAUGAUCAUAGUUGGACGCUCUAUGAACAUCUUCCUUAUAUAGGCAUAGAAAGAACCAUAGAAGAUCAUGAACCAGUUAUUGAAGUGCAAUCUAGGUGGGGAAUGGAAACAGAGAGUCGUCUCAGUUUUAGGAAAAAUUACGCCAAAUAUGAAUUCUUUAAAAAACCGCUGGAUUUUUUUCCAGAGCAUAUGGUCUCUGUUACAGAUGAUCCAAAAGGAAUUCCUAAUCAUUCACAGCUUGUACAGACAUUUCUCAGUUCAAGCACUUGCCCCGAAAUUCACAGCUAUUUAUAUGCAAAAGAACAGGGGAAAAAAUCAUGGAAAAAAGUUUAUUUUGUCCUGAGGCGGUCUGGGCUCUAUUUUUCGAAUAAGGGAACCUCCAAGGAACCCAGGCAUCUUCAGUUCUUUGCUGAAUUCAGUGAGAGUGAUGUCUAUUGCUUGCUAGCUGGACGGAAGAUGUUUGGUGCACCUACUGACUAUGGAUUCUGUAUUAAGCCUAACAAAUCAGGAGGAGCCAGGGACCUGAAACUGCUCUGUGCUGAUGAAGAGCAGAUUCGUACCUGUUGGAUUACAGCCAUUCGACUUUUCAAGUAUGGCAUGCAGUUGUACCAAAAUUUCAUACAUCCUCAUCAGAAACAGAAAACCUCACCAAUUAGAAGCAUUUCAGAAAAUUCACUUGUGGCAAUGGAUUUCUCAGGGCACAAAGGCAGAGUGAUUGAAAACCCAAGUGAAGCACUUUCUGUUGCAGUUGAAGAGGGACUUUCUUGGCGGAGAAAAACCUGCCUUCGGCUCAAUUCACAUGGGAGUCCAUCCACAUCUCAGAGUUCCUCUUCAAAUUUAGCUAUUCACAGAACAUACCCGUGGUUUCAUCAUAAAAUUUCAAGAGAAGAAGCCCACAGAUUAAUUGAACAGCAAGGUCUUACUGAUGGGGUGUUCCUUUUGAGAGACAGUCAAAGUAACCCGAAGACAUUUGUCCUGUCAUUAUGCCACAGCCAGAAAAUUAAGCACUUUCAAAUUUUGCCAUUGGAGGAAGAUGGAGAGCUGUUCUUCUCUAUGGAUGAAGGUCACACAAGAUUUACAGAUCUAAUUCAGCUUGUAGAAUUUUACCAGCUUAACAAGGGAAUGCUACCAUGCAAGCUGAAGCACCACUGUGUUAAGAUUGCUCUAUAAUAAGAGCAUGGCAUUUAUUUUUUUGUUUGCUUUCACAUCUCUUGGAAAUAAGGGUUGUCAAAAACUAAAGGCAUUUUAUGUUCAAAUUAAAAUACGCAUCUAAACAGGGCGCAGUUGUUUUCGAUGUUACUUUUAUAAUAGUGUACAAAAUGCAUAUAGUGCCUUGGACAAAAUAAAACUGAUAAUGCAGCACAGAAGGUUAAUUAUUGUAGGUUUCUGCUGAAGAAGCAUUGUCGUUUUUAGUUUAUAUGUGUAUUUCAGUAACAGUAAAUAUGUCAUUCUCAAUAUACACAAACCGAUUAAGAAGCAGGGCAGGGUAGAUUUACUAAUCUAACAGUUUAUACAACAUACUACAUUGUUCAGUUGUGUACGAAUAGUGGGCAAUGAUGCAUGAGACUAGCCAUGAUCCUAUGACAAUGUCACUUAAUUGUUGUAGGGCACUUCCUCCAGACAGCAUGUCCCCCGUUCAUACUUGUAUCAAUCCGAGUCUAUUAUAAAUUUUUUAAUAAAUAUUUUAACACUGUACAUUAUUGAACUCAAAAAUCUGUAACCAUUUAAAUAAUUUGGGUUAAACAUUACUGCACAUAUCUAAGUGCAAAUUCAAGAAACUUGUAAGUCAUGUGUCUGAAUGAAUGUUUUUAAAUUUGUAGAAUCAUAAAUAAUCAUAAUGUCUGCAUGACUUACACGGUGUUUGUUUUUCUACCACAGUCACACUUUUCACUCAGUUUGAGAUUUGAAAAUUGGUAAGUAUAAAGCCAACAGUUGAAGUGCCAUUGCUAGUUUAUGUACCAUACAAAGUUGAACUAUUUAUUUCGAAGUUUUGUUUAAAUUUGAUAAAGUGGAACACACAUUCUUCCAAUGCUUUGGUUAACAGGCACAGAGAUUUUAUUUGUAUAUAAAAUUAUAAGAUGGAAUGCAUGAAAGCAUGUACUCUAUAUGAAUACUGUAGCUCCAAAGUAUUGUACAUAUUUUUCAUUUUACUGUACUGGACUAAUUCUAAAUGUCAUACAGGAGAUUCUGCAUACUUUGUUAUUUAAUUGUUUUAGAACAGUCAUUUUUGAAAAAGACAUGAAAGUGACCCUUAAAGCCCCUUAAAGAAUAUCAGAAACACUUGAGCUUAAGGCUUAGUAAAUCUACCCAAAAACUGUGACAACCAAAAUAUUUCAGAAUUUCAAUAGUAAAAAUAAUUAUUUGCUGCAACUUGCACGGUUGGACUGGCCAUCCCAAAAAAUGGAAAAACCAAAUGCAUGUAUAAGUGCACCUAUAAAUAUUUUCAUACAGAAGAUAAAGCACUUUUUAAAAAAAAAUAAAUAAAUAAAAGAGCAGCAAGGUUUAUAUGUUUGUAGCAAAAGUGAUAGGUUGAUAUGUCAGUGCAUUUAAUUUUUUGGAAAAACAAUGUCAUGGACUGCAAUUUUUUAUAUAAAGACAAUGGAAAUUUGCACUGUUUGUCUCCAGUUUAUUUUUUAUAUACUGUAUCUAUAUACAAAGAUCUGUUCAAGAUUGAGAAAUAACAGAAUGUGUAUUAGGUGUUUAAGGGUUACUUUCCAGUCAUACUAGAUGACGUAUAUGGAAAUGUUAAUUGCACUGUAGUUUAAACACUGGUUUUAUUUUUUAGUUAAAAUUUACUAUCAGUGGCUAUAAGGACUGUUGAAAUCCUAGUAUUUUCUCUUCUUUAAAUUUCUGGGCUAGUACAGUUUAGCUUGUAUUUAAAAUGUCUACAAAAAGCCUAACUCCUGUUUUCAACUGUCAAUAAUCAUUUUUAAUAAAACAAAAAGUAUA
Polypterus senegalus (gray bichir) is the source of this 3513-nucleotide messenger RNA. RefSeq names its product growth factor receptor-bound protein 14 (gene grb14). Gene Ontology annotation, cellular component: cytoplasm; plasma membrane. The record is from RefSeq and is a predicted model, not a curated record. The transcript has 15 exons. Gene Ontology annotation, biological process: negative regulation of insulin receptor signaling pathway; insulin receptor signaling pathway. Lineage: Eukaryota; Metazoa; Chordata; Cladistia; Polypteriformes; Polypteridae. Bases 16 to 1734 code for a protein of 572 amino acids.